Messenger RNA from Humulus lupulus (European hop), 777 nucleotides. RefSeq lists its product as uncharacterized. The transcript has a single exon. The coding region runs from base 1 to 777 and encodes 258 amino acids. The record is from RefSeq and is a predicted model, not a curated record. NCBI's taxonomy places the organism in Eukaryota, Viridiplantae, Streptophyta, Magnoliopsida, Rosales, Cannabaceae. Gene Ontology annotation, molecular function: nucleic acid binding; RNA-DNA hybrid ribonuclease activity.
AUGGCUUGCUGGAGGGUUGCUGGUCUACCAGUUCUUGCCAUCGGGGACAACACUUUUGGUGGAUGGUUACAAGACCGCUUUAAAGUUUGGGGGGACGAUAUGAAACAUAGGGCGGUUAUGGUGAGCUGGGCAUUAUGGCAGGUUAGAAAUGAGAAAGUUUGGAAGAAUACAAGUAGGUCUGUGAAAGAAGUUAUCACGUUGGCUAGAGGUAAUUUUGAUCAAUGGAGAACUGCUCAGGAUAAAACUUUCAUCCCCUCUCUGUAUUUGCUUCAUCCAGGGGAAGGGGCUGAGCAUUGGUCCGCACCAGGGGGAAACAAGAUCAAAAUCAACGUUGAUGCAGCUGUCUUUCCUGAUCUCCAUAAGUUUGGCUAUGGUUGGGUGGUUAGGGAUGCAUCUGCUAAUCUUAUUAGUGCUCAUACAGCUAGCAAAGUUGGAAGUAUUGACCCUACUCUUGCUGAGGCGAUUGGAGUAAGGGAGGUUCUGAGUUGGAUAAAAGCUACUGAGCUCACCAAUGUAGUUGUGGAGACAGAUAGUUUAGUCACAGUUCAGGCCUGCAGAAGUACAGUUAAAAUGCACUCUACGUUUGGUUUCUGUAUUGAUGAGUGCAGGACACUAAUCUCUAGUUUACAUGAUGUUUCUUUAUGUUUUGUUAAGCGAUCCGCUAACCGUGUUGCUCACCAUUUGGCUCGAGCCUCAUGUUUGAAUGCUGGUUGCAGUUAUUCGUCAGCUUCGGCGUCGAGUAAUUUGAUUGAUGUAAUUUUGCUUGAUUUGGUUUAA